UAGCAGGGAGUGAUAUCACUGCCGCCUGCAGGCCUGCCCAGUUGCCGGCAUCAGGAACUCCAAAGCAUCAACGUCCAAACCUACACGCCCUCCACCUGCAGCCCGUCACCAGUGAAUCCCUGCAGAUCCAUCUUCGUCCCGCGACCAGUGCAAGAGCAGGCUUAAGACAUGCUAUCGGGUCGCCGCCAACAUGGGUGCAAGCGACUCGAAGCUUGUCUUCAAAAAGGGCAUCUUUAGGCUCAGUGGAGAGCGCAGCAUCGCUGCUGACGAUCCAUACUGGACCUCUUUCUGGGAGCUGCCCGAAUCCUCCGAUGAUGUCUUCAGCCUGUUUGCCGCUGCAGAUAUCCGGCGCACGCGAGACCAUGCGAUCGAGAACCUCGAGACCUUGAUACUGGCCGUCACCUCGCGUCUCUUCAACCUGCGACACCAUCCAUCGUUUCCCGACCCCGAGAUUGCCCCCGAGCGCGAUGCUCUCAACUGCAUCAGGGUCCUCACCAGGGUUCUGCCUUACAUAUACGAAGCCGACAAUCUCCAUGAGUGGGAGGACCGCUUUUUCUGGGGCAUCCGGCGGAAGAGGACACGGGAGUCAGCAAUAGCUAGCGAGGUCUUGUUCGACGACGGCGAGGAGGAAGCGGCGAGGACCAGAAAAUCAGAAGAAUUCGAGGAGGUCAGGCCCCUGGCUGAGGAGCUGAUCGACACCCUCAUCGACUUGCUGUUCUUCUCCGACUUCACAGUCUCAAAACAACAACACGGCAAGCCCAAGGUCACCUACGCAAUAUGGCAGAGCGGGGUCGGCUGCAAUCAGGCCGUUGCUACGACCAAGGAGUUUGAGAGCAACCGCAUCGAAGUCUUACGCCUGCUGCUCGCUAUCACCGGCCAGAGCCUGUACAUGUCCGCCGCGGUGCUCCCACGGAACGGUACCAAAGCCCUGACGCACAUCUGCACCUGUGCGGACAAGCAGGUCGUCUUGUCUCUUCUCUGCUCUCUGCUGAAUACUACCAUGAAAUACAACCCUGCCAGUUGGAGAGUGCCAUACAACACGCUCGUCUUCAAGGACCCAAGACAGAUCCUUGUUACCUAUUCCUUGCAACUACUCCUUGUCACGCUUCUGUAUCCUGUUCCUGAGCUUAAUGGCGAUCCGCAAAAGAACUGGUUCCGCCACUUUCUCGGACGGAUACAUCGGCCACAGGACUUUCAGUUCAUCGUCGAUGGUAUGACGCGCAUCCUGAACCAACCCUUGCAGGCUAAUGCGUCGUAUAUCCCCGGAACACAGUCGUCCAUACGUUUUGCCCCCGAAAUGAUAAUGUUGUUCUGGGAAAUAACGCAAUGCAACAAGCGGUUCCGGUCCUUCAUUGUCGAUACUGAGAGGGCACACGACUUCACUAUCCUGAUCUUGUUUUACGCUCUGGAGUAUAAGAGCGACGCUUCAAAGCAAGGGGUCGUGCGGAUGUGCGCAUUCCUUCUACAGACCUUGAGCGUGGAGAAGAACUUCGGUGUCAAUCUCAACAAGUCUUUUGAAGCACAAGAGACGCUGCCACCUGUGAUCCGCAUACAAGGUUUCAGGGGCACCUACGCGGACUUCCUCAUACAGUCUAUCUACAACCUCAUCACCACGAGCAAUGGAAAGCUUACGGCCAUAUACCCUGCCCUGUUGGCAAUCAUCAACAAUAUCGCCUACUACGUCGAGGGACUCAGUGUGGCGACCGGCGCAAAGAUGAUGCAGCUCUUCAACUCAAUGUCUUCUCCCUCGUUCCUGUUGGCGAAUGAUACGAACCAUGCCCUUCUGCGGUCACUGCUCGAGUCCAUGAACUCCAUACUUGAGCACCAGUUCAAAAAAAACCCCGAGUUUGUCGCGGCAGUGCUGCGAAACAGGAAACGUUUUGAGGCGCUUCGCAACUUUACCUUGGAAAGCGGCCAGGAAGAAAUCGAGCGGCGCAAUCGACGGAGAAAGGAUGCUCGGGCUUCCUCAGACAUGGACUCCACGAGGAGUUCCGCAGAGAGCUUGAGGAGCCCCGUGACGGGCCACUCGCGGCCAACAGCACUCAGCAACGUCCCCGAAGAGGACGGCACAUUUACCAUCGGCGAUGAUGAGGACGACAGCGACGAGGAGCGCCCCACGCCCUCGCAAUCCGAUCCAAGCGAGAACCCAUCGCGGGCAUCUUCGGUGGUGUCAAACGUCGAGGACGCAGUGCCAACACAGCUGCGCGGCAUGUCGGAGAAGGCCAGGGGCAAGAUGCCGGCUGGAAUCCAGAACUUCUCCAGGCAGAACAGCAUGACCAGCCUCAGCGGGUACUCCAUGUCCGGCCAGUCGGUGAACGGCCAAUUCGAGCCCACACCGCAGUGGAUCGACAGCUGGCUCCCAGAACUGCCCCUGCACACUAUCCUGAGCGCGAUCCCGCAGGUAUCGGCCCUGGUGACGCGGCAGGCGCUGAUCGCGGACCACGCGUCGCCCGAGACGCUGCGCAAGAUCAGCCAAGUGAAGCUGGUCGGGGUGGACCCGUCGCCGGUGCGGGUGCACUCGUUCGAGUGGUCUCCGCUGGCGUUGGGGUGGUACGAGUCCCUGAUCUGGAGCUUCAUUUUCAGCAGCGAGAUGCAGAUCUCAAAGGGCACGGUGGGCAUCUGGAACGGCACGGGCAUCAAGCUGUUCCGCGUGCAGGAGACGGCGCCAGAAGGCCCGACGCUGACCAGCCCCCGAGGCGCUGUCGACGCGGUCGGCAGCAACAUCGUGUCCAGAAUCGGCGCAAUGAACCUGCGCGGGCCCGCGCAGCAGGGCUACAAUCAGGUCGGUCAGGGCGGGGGUGGCGCCGGCUCACCAAACCCAUCUUCACGGGGCUAAGGAUCGGGCGAUGCUGGGGACGUAGGGCUGAGCGGAUCUUGACAUUGUGCUGGAGUGGGUCGUGGAUAUAUGCCACAAACAGCACGCGGCGUAAAGACAGGCGGCGGCGGGAAUUUUGGGAGAUAAAGCAUAGCGACUGUAUUACACACGUAGCUGUUUCGUUACGGGGCCAGUAGUGGCCGGGUCAUAUUCAGUCAGUACAACGAGUGGGCGGGUUGCUUUUGAUUCUAAUAAGGGCGGGCGUAAUGGAGCCCUUUCGGCCUCCUCCCUGCCGAGGCGGGAUUGAACACCGACCUAUAAGGGUGUGCCGCUGCUCCCUCAUCUGGAGACCAUUGCGAUACCAGCUAUUGGAACAUAUACGGCUAUACCGAGAGCAACAAUACUCCUUCUUGGUGUUGGUCUUCUCUCGAGAUCGUCGCUAAACCGGGUCCAGCUAUCAGUAUCAGACCGAUGGCUUGAGCGACGAGUCGGUACCCAAGGGACAGAGCCGUGCAGAGCCGUGCAGUUGCACGUUUCACUUGCCAAAACGUCAGGCUACUGAAGUGAAUACCUCGCCUUGGCUCCCGACGUCGCCACUGACAGCUAGCGCCCAGGCGCCCAGGUCCAAUGACGGCAGCAAGGCGUCGUGCAGAGCAAUAAGCUUAUUUGUUGAACCUUGGGCCCACAGCAAAGUCGCCCUGCACCCCAAUGAGACGCGGACAAAUCUGCGUAUCCAAGGGACCUGUCCCCAGCGCGUGCGCAUCGCAUUGGGGUGGCAGGGAAAUGUCGCCACUGCCCCCACGAGCCGGGCACACCUCUGCGCUCUCCCUUUGUAGAAGCGUAUGGUCAGGUGUCAGUUGAGGUGUGGUGUAGAUGGCAACGGCGUACGAGUCGCAACCUGCAUGUCUCGGGAGGCAGCCCACCAGGAGCUGGGUGGUCUGGACUACCGGUACGUAGUGGUUGAAUAGCUGUGUGUGUGUGUGUGCGCGUGUCUAUUUGCUCUAUCUUUUUGUUUGAGAUGCCGUGCAUAUUUUUGCCACUCUCGCCCGAGCAAGAUGGCCACAUGGUGUAUUGGCUUCUUACCCUUCCAAGUUUUCU
Molecule: messenger RNA, 3913 nt
Organism: Diaporthe batatas
Lineage: Eukaryota; Fungi; Ascomycota; Sordariomycetes; Diaporthales; Diaporthaceae
Exons: 5
Coding region: 191-2836 (881 amino acids)
Cellular component (GO): Golgi medial cisterna; membrane; Golgi trans cisterna
Source: RefSeq, a predicted model, not a curated record